CCGCUUGCGAGCCGGGGGGCGGGACUUCCGCUGCCGGGGAGGCGGUUUUGUGUGUGUGUGUGCGUGUGUGAGUGUGUGCGGUGCGUGCGGGGUCCCGGCUCCCCGCGGGCGGCGGCGCUUCGGGGCGCCCGGCCCGGCCCGCGCCGAGGGGCGCGGCGGCGGCGCGGCUCCUUCCGCGAGGGCUGAGGGGGGUCCCCCCUCGAGGGGGCCCCUGAGGCGGCGGGGGGGGCCCCCGCGGGGGCGGCGGGGUCCCCCCGCGGGCGCGGGGAGCCCCGGCGACGAGGGGCGGCUGUCCGCCCCGGCUCUCGGCUCCCCGGGCGGGGCGCGGGGCGGGCGGGUGGGCGAUGAAUGGUUUCAGCACCGAGGAGGACAGCCGGGAUGGGCCUCCCGCCGCCCCCUUCUACGGCCAGAGCUGCUGCCUCAUCGACGACGGGGACCGCUGCGUGCGCCCUGCCGGCAACGCGUCCUUCAGCAAGCGCAUCCAGAAGAGCAUCUCGCAGAAGAAGCUGAAGCUGGACAUCGACAAAAGCGUGAGGCAUCUGUAUAUUUGCGAUUUCCACAAGAAUUUCAUUCAAAGUGUCCGAAACAAAAGAAAGAGGAAGACAAGUGAUGAUGGAGGUGACUCUCCUGAGCAUGAAACGGAUGUUCCAGAGGUUGACUUGUUCCAGCUCCAAGUGAAUACGCUGCGACGUUACAAGAGACAUUAUAAAUUGCAGACUAGGCCUGGACUCAACAAGGCUCAACUAGCAGAAACUGUCAGCCGUCACUUCAGGAAUAUUCCUGUGAAUGAGAAAGAGACACUUGCUUAUUUCAUCUAUAUGGUGAAGAACAACAAGAGCAGGCUGGAUCAGAAAUCAGAAGGUAGCAAGCAACUAGAAUGAGGAUUAACAGGACUUGGAAUAAGAGAGACCUUGAAGGAACAGAUGGUAUUGUGCAUUUUAGGUAUAUAAAAACUGUUGAAGUAUAUUGUAAAUUUUUUUUUAAAUGCAGUAAGUCUGGAUGACAGAAAAUAUAGACAUUCUUAUCAGGAAUAUUUGAACACAUGUGACCAGCAUGUUUCUGAAGACUUCUCUUCCCCUCAUUUCAAAGUCAUAUUGGAAUAAAGAAACAAGGAUAAUGGGGAAACAAAGUAAAUCUGUAGGACCAUGGAGUUUAUCAACUUGGUGUUUUAAACCAUUUCUGGAAAUCUACAUCUCAGUGCAAUUUAGACCACAAAUGGAGUUUAUUCACUGAAUUCAGACUGCAUCACAAAACCACCAUGCAAUUUAUCUUGGCACAGGACUGGAAUAGCAGCAGAGAGCAAAUUUGUAAUCAAGGUGCAUUGGUCAGAAGUUUGUCUGAAGCUUGAUCCCUGCCUACACAUGAUUUGUCUUGCCUUGAGCCAGUGCUUCAAGUCCCAAACUUCUACAAAUGCUUCAGCACACCAAAUCUACUCCAGUGAAUGUUACUUGACCAGUCUGAAUUUUUUUUCCCAACAUGGAAGCCAAAUAACUCAUUGAAAUUGGGGUUUUUUUUUUAAUUUCUUUUAUUUAAGAACUUGCUACUUAAUUGUCCGUAAGCAUUUGAGAACUUCUGUGUUUCCUCAGAAUGUGGUAUUAAGGCAAAUGUAGCUUUAUUUGCUGGGUUUGAUCAUGUUGAUAGAAGUGCUUAUUUAAAUCACUCAGUUGUGUGGUUUCCCUCAUACUCAAGGCUCAGCAAUGGUAGGUGAAACAGCAGGUUAAGACAUCUGCCUUUUAAUCUCUGUGUCAGAUCAGGUAUCAGUCACAAGUGACAUGAAUUUUAUACUGGAGUUAGUCUUUAGCAGAUGUCACAAAACUGCCAUGUAGACUAGUGUGCUUGGCAGUCUCCAUUUAGCAUAAAGCGUAUUUAUGUUAAUGGGUGUAGCACCAUAAUCAGAGUAGUGAACUAACUGGAGCAUGUUGCGUUUCAUCUGUCUCUGCAAGUGGGCAAAAAGUGCUGAAGCACUCAUCUCUUGUGAGCGUUACAUGUGCUUUCAUAAGAAUUCUGUGAAACAGGGUGGUGUGCUGGUGCUCCCUAACUGGGCGCUAUAGGAGGAAAUCACUCUGAUUUUGUUAUUUAAAGCCAAGGUGUCCUUAUAAAUAACACAGUGGUUAUUUAGGCAAAAGGAGCUUAUAAAAGUGUUCGUUGUGAAUGACUUCUCCAGUGACCUCAAAUUCUGUUCAAGGGGAUCUUGUGAUUUUUUUUUUAAAGCACCACUCUGUUUCCUUGCUGUCCUAACCAAUGUCUCCAUUCUGUUACGAGAUGCCAAGACUCCUCUUAGAGUGUAUUCUCAACAAGCCUUAAGCAACGAACUGAACAGUGGAAAAUAUUGGCUAGCAUUUUGUCAAUGGCAGGUUUUAAUAUUCCAAAACUGGACGAAGCUUUGUUGAAGAACUAAACAUGCAGGUCAAAAUCCCAACUCAGUACUGCAUCACGUAUUUUGUAAGGCAUGAAGGGUUCACCCAGUGAAGCUCUUGUUGAAGCUCUCCUAGGAUCUCUUUACCAAUCAAGUCACGAUUUUAAAGCAAGCUGUUUGCAUCAGCUUUGAAGUGUUUGCUAAUAUUCCAAAUACAUGUGCAACAGACUUAAAAAUGUUGAAGUCCUGUGUCAUACGCAGAAAUAUUCUGUUAUGGUACAUGUCCCAUUUGUAAAGUUUUGAGGAGUGGUUGCUUCAGCGUUUCCUCAUUCGAUUCAGUGUGGAUUUUAAGAACAUCAGACGGAAGAGGGGUUCAAGGAAUGAGGAGAGAAUGUCUUAGGUCAGUAUUUCAUGAAUGUUUAAAAGCUUCCUAAUUACACUGGUCCUAUCCUUAUUGAAAGGAUGGAGUAAUCCCCACAUUAGUCAAUGUGAUCUGGCUUCUCUCAUUCAGGACAGGUAGUUAUGAGGGUAUGUUCUCUGAAUGCAUGUUCCUUUUGAAAGCUUUCAUGUAAUCAGGGGAUAUUACCAAGAGAAAAUGAGUUUCUGAGUUGAGAGGGUAUUGCCUCUUCAUAACUUCUAGACCAAAAUUGUGAAAAUGCAGUUUGUUUGGGGGGGGGGGUUAUUUUUUUGUUGUGGGAUUUCUUAUUUCUAAGAGUAAAUAAAUCUGUUGCAGUGUUUUAGCAGCCAGCAGCAAAAUGAUUCUUUUCACACAAAUAUGGUGGCAGGUUCCAUCUGUUCAGGAGUAUUCACUGGUAUGGUUUUGUGUGGAGGGGGUAUCCAGGAACCGCCGCCCCCCCCCCCCCCCCCCCGAAAAAUAGUCAAUUCAUGUAAAAUGUCAUUAUUGUUGGUUUUACUCUUAAAGCAAUUACACUUUUUGAAAAAAAUCUUAGUGAAUUGUGAUGAUGAAAAGAUGUUUACCAGCCAUUAGCAGUUGUUUAUAAGGUGGUAAGCUUGGAGGCAAGACACCAAAGAAACAGAAGAAUCUUUGGCUGUCAGACCCCAUGGCCUUGUAAACCCUUGCAAAUGCCUUAUUAUCUUGUUCUCAACUUAGCUAGAGCAAAAAGCCUUGAGCAAAAGAAAGCUGAUGUCUUUUUUGGAAGGGUUAGCCACUUUGUGGCUGCCAUGCUGUAAACUGAAGUCACACGUCAAUUCAGUAGCAAUAUCCAUGUUCAGGGUGCCUGUGAUUCUUGAAAAGCAUUUAGUGUCUAAUAACCAGAAAACGCAACAAUGCAAUUGUCAUUCUAUGUAAUACCAUUCUGUGUAUUUGAUCCCGUAUGCUGCAUGCCAAUUAAAAAGACUUUCCAACUUUUUUUCUUAAAAAAAGGAGAAAAAAGAAAAAAAGAAAUUCAAAGUAAACGUGUUUGAACCUCACACAUGUGAAGCCAUGAGGUAGGAUAUUUUCUCAGCACUUUUAAGAUGGGACUCGUUGGAAAGGUGGAAGACCCAAAUCGCUUUGGCUGGCAUGAUGAGACUUUUUUUUUUCUCUUGCAUUUUGUUUUUCACAGAUGGGCCUUAAAUUCUGUCUAGCUUUGAACCAUGGAGCACAAGCCUUGGGGGCAGGGAGGAUGACCACGUGUCACCUUCCACCUAUAAUUCUGGAACUCUUAUUUCUUACAAGUCUGCAUAGGUGACAUUCACCGUGGGACAGAGGAAUCAUCUUUAAAGCCCUCCGGCCAUUACGUACCCUAUUUCAAUUACAUAGCCUAAUUCAAUUCUCAUUGAAGAGCUGCAUUAACUUCAUUGACUUCUGAUCAGAUUCAAAGCCAUUAGUAUAAAAUACAAAUAAUGUGGAAAUAUCUCUUCCAGGCUUAAUUUUAUCCUGUAUGCUGACCCUCUGCUCUCUUUAAGGAAAGAAGAAAAUUAUUGCUGGUAAUUAUUGGCUUGAGCUCAACUCAAGGGAGUUUGAAGUGUGUGAAGACUUGAGUUGGUGGCAAUUUGAUGGCUGAAAAGUGCAAAUAUAUCCAAGGAGGCUCUGUUUGCAUGCAGUUUUCAUAAAUCUCUGCAUCUCAAGCAAUAUUGUAUAUCAACCUGAAGUAAACAAUUGCAUUAAAAGAUAAUGUUUCUUUUGCCAGGCACUUUGGAUGUUUGGACUGAGAAAAGCAGAGGAGGCAUGUUUGUACUGUUUGCCCCCAAUACUCUGGUGUCCCAGUUUUUCUUAGAAACGUGGCUAUAAACCAUUUGAUACCCUGGUGUGCAAGACUUGACCAAAAUACAUUGUCUGGCAUUAAAAGUCUUAAGUGCAAGCCGGUUUUAGAGGCUUUGAAAUCAAGAGCCAAAAUAAUGCACAGUAAGUGUAUGUUUCAAGCAAGUCAUGAUAGCAAAGAGAAGAUGAAACAGAACGUGGUCCCUGGAGAGACUGAAUGAAACACUUCCACUGUUAGCAGCGUGGGAGAAGAUUUGUUCUGUGUUAACUUUUGUAAUGGAUGUUUAAUGAGAGGAGAAGGGGAAAGCUGUGCACUUUAUGUCUUUUGGUUGAGCCAAAUGUGAAUACCAAUGGGAGAUCUUCAGCAGUAACUGCAGUUGGAGGGGGAAGGAAUGGUCUGCUGCAGGACUGCAUGUUUAAAUUGGUGGAUUGUUAUACUUUCCUGGAGCACUAGCGUCACUUUGCCUCUACAGUUUAAAAAAAGUGGGUAAGAUGAGGUAUCCUCCCUUACAAAAGGAGUCCUUGUCCUGCCCAGAGCAUUGACUGAAGAGUCCCAAAGGUGAAAGAAUGUUGUUGAUGCCUCACAUCUCUUGACACUGAUGCCCUUUAGCCAUCUCUAGCUUAUCAAGUUAGGGAGUUCUUGUUUUCCACUUUCAAAGUGCAAGUUAACUGUUAUGAUGUAAGAUAACUCCUUGCACUUUUCACAGCUAACUCUGGUCUCGCCUUUUUGACUUGCCUGUUUGGAAUGAAUUCAAUGGUUGAAGGAAGUGUGGGGGGAUUGGGGGGCUCCUGCCUUAAAUCUGAACUUCCCUUGCAAGCAACUCUGCAGGCCAUCCUGUACAUCAGCAGGUAGCUGAGCCCCAACGGGGCAAGGUUUGUUUCUGUCCUAGCUACAGCUGUCCACUCUGCAGCGAGAGUGCAGGGGAGGUGAAUAGUAGAUAACUUGCAGAAUGGCUUGGAGUGUUUUAACAGGCUUACUGGGAGAGAAAAGUGUGUUCCCUCUUCUGUUUCUGGCCUCCAUGUGUUGUGCUGAUCUUAUGCCAAAUGUUUUGGACACCUUGUAUUUUUAACUGUGUAAUAUAGGUGUGUAUUGUUAAAGCAACGUAGUAACUUAUAGGAAAACUGUAGAACUCAUUUCUCUGAGGUGUAGGAAAUGUCCAGCUUCCACUGUGUAUGAGACUUUAACUCUGUACUGUCUGACAAAGAUGAAAAUGCCGAAUUUCACUUUAAUAAAUGAUCUAUCUAGCAAUAA
Molecule: messenger RNA, 5811 nt
Organism: Dromaius novaehollandiae (emu)
Lineage: Eukaryota; Metazoa; Chordata; Aves; Casuariiformes; Dromaiidae
Gene: SAP30L
Product: SAP30 like
Exons: 4
Coding region: 345-881 (178 amino acids)
Biological process (GO): regulation of DNA-templated transcription
Cellular component (GO): histone deacetylase complex
Molecular function (GO): protein binding; transcription coregulator activity
Source: RefSeq, a predicted model, not a curated record